AUGAACGCCUCUCGCAGAGCCCUCUCGCAAGGGCAGCAGCAAUUGCGCUGUUCAAGCCGCCUCGCCGUACGUAGCUUUAGCAGUACGUCACGAUUCUCGGCGGCCUAUUCAUCCUCGCCCUCAUCAGCUUCCUCGCCCUCUCCCAAGACAGAGACAUCCUCACCAAAAACCACAACAGCCGCGAAGCCCGCGUCCGCCCAACCCACGCCAGCCUCCCGACCAGCAUCGACAAAGCCCUUUUCGAAGCCCUUUUCCACCUCGAGCAGCAAAGCUGCCACCGCAAUCCCCAGCGAGCUCUUUUACCAGGCGACGACGAUUGCGAACGCAGAGGGGAGCGCCGACGCCGUCGUCCCCACGGUGGACUGGUCCGCGAGCUUCUACGGCAUCGCUAGCCGGCCCGCGACGAGCGCGCAGUUCGCCGCGCUCAUGCGGCCGCUCAACGUGGACGACAUCGAGGUCAAGCCCGACGGCAUCAUCUACCUCCCCGAGAUCCGCUACCGGCGGCGCCUCAACGAGGCGUUUGGCCCGAUGGGCUGGGGCCUGAUCCCCAAGGGCGACGCCGUCGUCGGCGACUCCAUCGUCACGCGCGAGUAUGCCCUGAUUGUCGACGGAAGGUUCGUCUCCCAGGCGCAGGGCGAAAACUCAUACUUUGGCGCCGACCAGCUCCCCUCUGCCGUCGAGGGCUGCAAGUCCAACGCGCUCAUGCGCUGCUGCAAGGACCUCGGCAUCGCCUCGGAGCUCUGGGACCCCAGCUUCAUCCGCUGGUUCAAGAAGAACCGCAUGGAGGAGGUCUGGGUCGAGCACGCCACCACCAAGAAGAAGCGCACCCUUUGGUACCGCAAGGGCGCCGUCGAAGUCGCCUACCCUUACCGCCAGACGAAAUAG
Cordyceps fumosorosea ARSEF 2679 is the source of this 885-nucleotide messenger RNA. RefSeq names its product mitochondrial genome maintenance protein MGM101. The record is from RefSeq and is a predicted model, not a curated record. Bases 1 to 885 code for a protein of 294 amino acids. NCBI's taxonomy places the organism in Eukaryota, Fungi, Ascomycota, Sordariomycetes, Hypocreales, Cordycipitaceae. Gene Ontology annotation, cellular component: mitochondrial chromosome; mitochondrial nucleoid. Gene Ontology annotation, molecular function: single-stranded DNA binding. The transcript has 2 exons. Gene Ontology annotation, biological process: interstrand cross-link repair; recombinational repair.